GUUGAUGCGUAUCGUGUGUUGUGUGAUGCCCUGGACGCACUGAAUCCGGUCUUUAGAGGGUUAAAUUUCACUUUGAGGGGGAGUUACCGAAUCUGCAGUAACAUCGGAGCGCAUUCCUGAGAGCUGCCAACAUCCCGGGAAUAAGACCUUCAGCGUCAACAUCUCACAGCCACAUCACGGGAAUAUACCGCACUACCGGCCACGCGUCGACUGUCUCGUCAAGCCGCUUUUUCUCCGCCGGUUCGGAGUAUGCGAGCUCCGCUUACUGUCUCCACGUAGCGCAGGCACAGCUGAUGAUGGUUCACUGCUGAGUCCAGCUGCACAGAGGAGAGAGCGAGAGCGCUGAUCCUGAACUGAUCCCGUCUUCACACCCGCUGCAUGCCCACAAGGCUGGCCUCCAAACAUGUCUGCAGAAGUGGAAACCAGCACACCUCCGGUCGAGCAGCCACCUUUUAAGACACCCUCCAAAAAAGAAAAGAAGAAGGCUGCAGCGAGCCCAGAGAAAACAGAUGAGUUUCUCCUAGCCAGGUUCAAAGGUAAUGGAGUUCGCUACAAAGCCAAGCUGAUCGGUGUAGAUGAUGUGCCUGAAGCAAGAGGUGACAAAAUGAGCCAAGACUCCAUGAUGAAACUGAAGGGCAAGGCGGUGGCAGCUCGCUCUCAGGGCAAACACAAGCAGAGAGUCUGGGUGAACAUCUCUCUUUCGGGAAUCACUGUCACUGAUGAGAAAACAGGGGCAGCAAUACUGGAGCAUGCAGUAAAUAAGAUCUCCUUCAUAGCCCGGGAUGUCACUGACAGCAGAGCGUUCGGCUACGUGUGCGGCGCGGAGGGCCAGCACCAGUUCUUCGCUAUUAAAACAGCGCAGCAGGCGGAGCCUCUUGUCAUUGACCUGAAGGAUCUUUUCCAGUUAAUCUUCAAUAUGAAGAAAAAAGAAGUCGAGGGGUCAAAGAAGGAUGAAAAUAAUAAAGUGGUGGAGAACGGCAGCGAAGGCUCGCACAUUGACAGAAAAGGCGUUGAACAGCUGGACUUGUUUGGAGACAUGUCGACCCCACCAGACUUAAACUCUCCCUCGUCAGAGGACAUCCUACUGAUGGAUCUGUCCACCGAGAUAGACAGCAAUCAGAACUGUCUUAAAGGAAACCCGUUCACCUCAUCUUGUGUCUCCAGAGCCCCGUCCAGCCUCACGCCUGAGAACCCCUUCACCUCUCAGCUCAGCUUCUUCCCCACCCCGAUCCAUGACCCGUUCAGCGAUGACCCAUUUUACAAAAAAAACGACGACCAAUCGAUCCGGGAUGACCCCGCCAACCACAGCCCUAAUAGCUUGUUCAAUGGUGGCCCUAAAAAUGGUGACUCGGACUAUUUGGGCCAGCAGUUUGACCAGCUCUCCAACAGGACGGUCAUUCAGGCCCUCAGUAACGGUCACUGGCCGAUAGAUGGCAGAGCUGGAGAAACCACUAGCUGGACCCAAAACACGGUCCCGGUUCAGGAGCAGAAUGGACAUGGGAACGGGAUGCCAAAUCCAUUUGUGGAGAAGAUUCAGAAUGGAGUGAAACAUGAGAAUGGAGGGACUGGAGAGUCGCAUAACCAUCAGGCCAAGGAUUCUGUCAUUAUUUGUCCUCCACCACUUAAUAUGAAAGCUGGAAGAGGCAGGAGAAGUGUAAAGUCUCCUUCAAAUGAAAACCUUGGAAUGGCUUCAUUUGUUUCAGCAGAGCAGUCUGAAUCUCCACCUACUCCACCCGAGAGCUGCUCCGUCAGCAGUCUGUUCAGCAGGAGCCCUUCCUCCACAGACACUCUCACAGAUCUGGAAGGCUUGUCUCUUCAAGCUCCAGCAGGAUCUGCUCUGUGGAAUCAGCCGCUCUCCUCCAUCUUUAGUGUCUCCCAGCCCUUAACUCAGGCUCCAGUCUUCUCCUCUUCUACAGGCUCUGUCUGGGCAAAUGCUCCUGCGGGUUUUGGAUCCUCCACCGUUUCCCAUCAGCUUCCAUCAUGGAGCGCCGCCCCAGUUUCCAAUGGAUCCAAUGGUUCCUGGAGCCCUCAUCCACCCCUGGGCAACCCGUUCCAAAGCAGCAUAUUUCCAGAUGGACAGCAGAGCUCCAGUCCUCCUCCCCUGGUUCCCCCGCGGCCAGUGGCCACCAAAGAAGCUCCAAAGGUGGACAGUAAUGCUUUUGUUGACUUGGAUCCUCUAGGAGAAAAGGAGAAGAGAGAUAUCAAGGACAUGUUUAAGGAUUUCCAGAUGGCCAAGCCACCGAACGUGCCAGCAAGAAAAGAGCCAUUAAAGAUUGGAGGUCAGAACCCAUUCGACAACUCCUAUGGAAAAGAUCUGUUUGGCACAUCUGUACCUGCAACUAGCGCUCCUCCCAUAAAAGCAGUGGACUUGGAUCCGUUCAGAGACCCAUUUGGAAACCCAUUUGCAUGAUAGCCGUUCACCCUGAUGACUCCAUAGGGUCCAAACAAAAAAAAAUCAUUGAACAAGAAAUUAUGCAAAAGCAACUCCAUCCCAGAUAUUUCUUACAGCUUUAUAAUGUUUUGGAUACAACAGCACCGGUUUAAUGUAGCUUUCCCACUAAAGUGCAUUCCGUUGAAGAGCAGGUCUCUUAGCUCUGAUGUCACAGCCAAAUCAAGCGUUUGCAAACCUCCAGCUUUUAUAAACCAGCAUCGGAUCUGUAUGUUGGUCGAGAACCGGCUGAAAAUAAACCAUCAUACAGUAAUGGUUUCCUGCUAAAACACGGACUUCACUGCAGUUUGCCUCUAAAUGACAACAUGGUCAUUUAUGGAGUGGUUUUGUUUUCUGCACUAAAAGCACUCAAAAACAGUUUAGUCAAGUCUCCUUUGAGGACUUUUUCUAUAUUGCAGUAUUAUAUUGACUUUGUGUUUACUUUUCCACAUCUAUUGAAAGCUUUAGGGCACGCGAUUGGUCACUACUUUUGACAGAUGAACAAAUUCCAUGUUUUUGUUUGUUUGUUUUAUUCCAGUUUAAAGGGUUAGUUCACAAAUUACUUAUUUCUCAAGUCGUUCCAAACUCCUGAGAUCUUUGUUUAUCUUGAGAACACAAAUUUAAAAUACUUUAGAUUGAAUCAGAGAGCUCCCUCAUCCUCCAUAGACAUCAAUGGUCCCGAGACGUUCAAAGUACAGAAAAAGAAUCCAAAAUAUUGUAAAAACAUUCUGACCUUAUUUUAACAGUCUAGUCGCAAAGUCUUAAGCACAUGGCACAAAAGCAUUAAGGGCGUGUCCGAAUACACUUUUGCUGUUUUAAGGACGGAAAAAUACGCUCUGCGCCCCCUACUUUUGUGGAUAAGGAAACGAUGAAAACUCACUCCACUGAAGACCUCCAUUAGCCUACAUAUUUAGUUUAGUUUGAUAAGUGCAAAGAUUUGUUUCAAAACUAUUUCUAAAUUCAGUUCUAAUUUCCAGCAUAUGAAUAAAUGAACAAUAAUAACGAAGUGUCGUCAAAAAACUGAGUUAUAUCCAAACACAUGUCCUAUUCUUAUGCCCCAUAUAGUGACGCAUGUCUAAAAAACCCGACAGGUGGACAAAU
This is a messenger RNA of Danio aesculapii, 3529 nucleotides long. Its product is annotated as disabled homolog 2. The record is from RefSeq and is a predicted model, not a curated record. Gene Ontology annotation, biological process: positive regulation of endocytosis; negative regulation of canonical Wnt signaling pathway; receptor-mediated endocytosis. Lineage: Eukaryota; Metazoa; Chordata; Actinopteri; Cypriniformes; Danionidae. Gene Ontology annotation, cellular component: plasma membrane. Bases 404 to 2410 code for a protein of 668 amino acids. The transcript is spliced from 14 exons.